AUUUGAAGGGAUAAGGUACCAGAUCCUCCUAAGCUUUUCUCCCUCUCCUGAGGGACAAACCCCUGACUCUAUAAUUCUGCCUUUAACUUCAUACUGGAGCCGCAAUAUGACCGCGAAAAGUCCUCACCCACCUGAGGAGGAAAAUCGCCACAUGAGCACGCUUGAACGACUUUUAUCUUCCUCCGAAGCCCCCCAGCAUGAAGAAGAGUGUUUUGAUGAAAAGUGUAACAAAUUUUUGGGUGCCGUCAAUAAUUUGAAAUACCACCUUUCCAACGAGCCGGACGAGCCCAGGAUCAAGAUCUUUACCACCGGACUAAAGGAUUUACGAGAAGAGUAUCGAGAAUUCAUGCGCCGACCCAAGAUCAACGAUUUUGUUCUGAAUUCGUUGAUGAAUGCCCUGUUUGGUGGUCCUCCUCAGUUGGUCAGCAUGAGAAAGAAAGAUGGGAAGGAUCGAGAAACAGAUGACGCCAUGAAAGAAGGGAGACCUAGUUUUUAGGGCUGAGAUAUUUACGUGACAACAAACCUGGAUACGGCGAUGGGAGGUUUGAGUUUAGGAUGUCUGAACUGAUUUGGAAUGGAAGAUGCAGCGCAGCUGUGAGAGGCUGCGACAUUUCUUCUCAGAAAGGGCCGCCAUGAUUCUAUUUACUAGCUUUACCUGACUAAAAUUGUGAUAGGAAAUAUGAUCACCCACGCUUAUUGAGAAGCACAAAAAUCAACCUUGCGAGGCGUGAAUUAUAUGGCCGAUAGAAAUCUGGGCUGCAGUGAAUAAGUAGAG
Penicillium subrubescens is the source of this 775-nucleotide messenger RNA. RefSeq lists its product as uncharacterized. The coding region runs from base 107 to 496 and encodes 129 amino acids. The record is from RefSeq and is a predicted model, not a curated record. The transcript is spliced from 2 exons. NCBI's taxonomy places the organism in Eukaryota, Fungi, Ascomycota, Eurotiomycetes, Eurotiales, Aspergillaceae.